Messenger RNA from Leptosia nina, 219 nucleotides. The record is from the annotation of a GenBank genome assembly. Lineage: Eukaryota; Metazoa; Arthropoda; Insecta; Lepidoptera; Pieridae.
AUGCAGAUAGUACUCCGGUGUACAACCGGUGAUGGAACAUCCGAUCUCAUCACAUGCCACUGGCCCGUCACGCUAUCUAUUAAGCUGGAAAUUGUAAUAAUAGAGACCAAUUCCGGCGAUACACUUUCCACUCAGUCAUCCACGUCAGUUGGGAAGCGACAGCACAUUAUAAGCAUAUUUGCACGCGAGCUCGUGUCUCCAGAGAAAGUUUACAUUUGA